Messenger RNA from Eurytemora carolleeae, 584 nucleotides. RefSeq names its product N-alpha-acetyltransferase daf-31 (gene vnc). The transcript has 8 exons. Bases 22 to 516 code for a protein of 164 amino acids. Gene Ontology annotation, biological process: N-terminal peptidyl-glutamic acid acetylation. Gene Ontology annotation, cellular component: NatA complex. The record is from RefSeq and is a predicted model, not a curated record. Gene Ontology annotation, molecular function: protein N-terminal-serine acetyltransferase activity; protein-N-terminal-glutamate acetyltransferase activity. Lineage: Eukaryota; Metazoa; Arthropoda; Copepoda; Calanoida; Temoridae.
AUCUUCUAAAGAGAAGACAAGAUGAAUAUCAGAUGUGCAAAAACCGAGGAUUUGAUAAAUAUGCAACAUUGUAAUCUUCUCUGCUUACCAGAGAACUAUCAGAUGAAGUACUACAUGUACCAUGGACUAAGCUGGCCCCAGCUCUCCUAUGUAGCAGAAGAUGAGAAAGGAAAAAUUGUUGGAUAUGUUCUUGCAAAGGUAAUCUGCAAAGGUUUAGACGAUAUGUUCUUGCAAAGAUUGGGUUUGGCACAAAAGUUAAUGGACCAAACAGCUGCUGCAAUGGUGGAAGCAUUUAAUGCCAAGUAUGUAUCUCUGCAUGUGAGAGUGAGUAAUAGAGCAGCAUUAAAUCUCUAUACACAAGCUUUAAAGUUUCAGAUUUACGAGAUUGAGCCUAAAUAUUACGCAGAUGGAGAGGAUGCGUACGCAAUGAAAAGGGAUCUAGUACAGUGGGCUAAACAAGAGGAUAUUACUCCCGCCGACGCUGACAGUUUUUUCAAGGGUGUUGUAGCGGCCUGAACACCUUGAAGUAUGCAGCUGUCUGCCCUGUUAACUGCAUCAUUUUUUAAAAUAUACAUUUCUUUCAA